AGAAUGUAUUUGAUUUCAACAAUCAAAGUUUCUUAGUAAAAGAAAUUAAUGGUUCACCUCGGUCGUAAGUCGAGGUGUCUUGUGUGUAUGUUAUAAAGCUUAAAUCAAAUUAUUAGACCCUGGCCAAAGUAAGUAGGGAUUCGUUUGUAUAAAAUUCGGAAGUAAAACCAAUAUUGAAGCGUGUCAAUGAAUUUGAUGAAUUAAUGUCUUCUUGCUAGGAUAUGAAAAGCACGAACGAAGAUUAAUGACCUAUACCAAGGUAGCAUAAUGGCCAGUGAUGACAGGAAUGAGGAAAAGGCAAAAUAUGGCUGUCUGAUUUUUCGGCCGAGUUGUCUGCAGUUCUUUAAUUCUAUACGAUGGCAUGUAUUCUGGCAUUGUGCCUUCUCCUUCUGCGAGGGUUUCAUUGUCAAUGGCGUCAUCAACAUCAUCAUCGUCACUUUGGAAAAACGGUACGAGCUUACGAGCCAGAAGUCGGGCAUGAUAGCCUCAGCUAACGACUUUGGAGCUGCUGCUUUACUGAUACUUGUGGGGUACCUUGGGACUUAUGCAAACAAACCUCGUCUGAUGGCAGCAGGCAUGUUUUUGAUGUCUUUGGGGUGUCUUGUAUUCUCACUGCCGCAGUUUAUUGGAGAUGAAUACACUUACAGCAUAUCAAGUACAACGGCCAAUUCAUCGGCAAAUGUUUGCUCUGCAUCCAACUCUAGUACUGGAUCUUGUUCAGAAACGAGUCCAAAAAAGAACUACGAGGGUUACUAUUCUAUGCUCCUGCUUGGGAACGCUCUUAUUGGUAUAGGGGCAGUGCCGUCAUUUACGUUAGGUCUGACGUACAUUGAGGAAAACAGUAAAGUCAGGAGCUCGCCAUUCUACUUUGGAUGCACGUUUUGCAGUGCGGCUGUCGGUGUAGCAGUGGGGUACAUUGCAGGGGCACAGACUCUCUCCAUAUUUGUCGAUGUUGAUAAAAUCGACACCAGCAAUGUGUCGUUAACCCCAUUUGACCCCCAGUGGGUAGGGGCAUGGUGGAUCGGCAUCCUGGCUGGGAUGGGGGGAUUCCUCUUAGUUUUGCUUCCAAUAGUUGGGUACCCAAAAAGACUGCCAGGUUAUGAUGAAUUGCAGAAGGAGAAGAUUUCAGAAGCUCAGAAUAAUUCACAGAAAAUAUACAAGGAAGAAGAAAAUUUUGGCAAAAGCUUUAAACAUCUCCCCAGAUCCCUUUGGCUUUUGGCAAAAAACCCGGCUUUUGUUUUCAUUAUUCUUGGAGGAACUGUGGAAAUCUUUAUCAUCGGGGGACUAGCAACGUUUGGUGCCAAACUGUUUCAGGAAUUUUUUAACAUUGACAUAUAUGAAGCGGGAAACUUGAUGGGUUUUAUCACGGUUCCCGGGUCGGCGGGAGGAAUGCUGUUCGGGGGUUACAUAGUGAAAAAGUUCAACCUGAAAUGUCGAGGAAUUAUUCGCUUCAGCUGCGCAUGCCUGUUCCUAUGCAUGUGUCUUGGUCCAUCGUUUCUCGCCAGUUGUCCCAGUCAACCAAUAGCUGGAGUAUCAACGUCUUAUCCAACCACUAGGGAGUCGUCUUUCAUAUCCUCCUGUAACUCGGACUGUGACUGCAGCACGGCGGGGUACGAGCCUGUCUGUGAUCAAAACCAGACAGUCUACUUCUCCCCGUGUCACGCCGGAUGUUCCGGUGUCAGCGACGUCAAUGGAACCAAGAUGUAUAAAGGUUGUUCCUGCAUUAACCGCACGGCCUUGUCGAUGACCCUGACAAGCGGCACGUGUUCGGACAGAUGUUCUUGGUUUUAUGUCUUCUGUGUGCUGUUGUUUUUGAUGAUGUUUCUGACGUUUUCCACAAUGUCGCCUACACUGACCGCCAUGUUUAGAUGCAUACCCCCUCAACAGAGGUCACUUGGAAUUGGAAUCCAGCUGACAUUUGGAAGAUUGCUAGGUACCACACCAGGACCAAUCUUUCUGGGCGCCAUAUUGGACAGUACCUGCUCAGUAUGGCAGGAGAGCUGUGGUGCUAAAGGGAACUGUUGGAUUUACGACAAAUGGCCACUGGGUAUUCGCCUGAUGUUGUGGUGGAUGGGCACCAAAGUAGUUGGGUUUAUUCUUCUUCUUAUCGCUUCCUUCGUCUACAAUCCGGAGGUGGUUAAAGAAGAAGACGAAGUAGAAGUGAGGAAUGAGAAAACGGAGAAAUCAGCGAUAGAUAACCCUGUUUUUAGCAUUCUUGAUGAGAAUAGUUACAAUACAAAAAUGUGAUGGUAAUGUUAUUUGAGAUGUUGCUGACGACAAGAAAAUGUUGAUUAAUUGAAAUUAAUUUUAGUGUCGACACAUUAGAAAUGUUAAUGGAUAUAGUACUCAUGUAUAUCAAAAAUCUCCUUUUAUAAACACCGCACUGUACGAAAAUAUAUUUUGAAUGCAUGUGUUCGUUACAUUCGAAAUUUUUAGGUCACGUGAGUCACUAAGGUUACCUAGUGCAAUUGGUCUUCGUCCGUCGUCGAGCGUCGUGCGUUAACAAUUUUACAUUUUUAACUUCUUCUUAAAACUACAAGGCCAAUUGUUACAAUUUUUGGUAUGAAGCAUCUCUAUGGUAUGAAGAAUCUAAAUUGUGCACUUCAUGACUCUACCACCCAUGGGGUGCCAGGGUUGGGGCCAAAUAUGCAAUAAAAGCCAAAUUUUCAAAAAUCUUCUUCUCUACUCCCAUAUAUAAAAGGAAAUAACUGAAUGCAUGGUUAAAACCCCCAUGAAGCCCUCUACUAAAAUUGUGAAAUUCAUGGCCCAUGGGUCAGGGAUCAGGCUCUAGGGUGGGGCCACUUGGGCCAUAAAGUGAAAUUAUUAAAUCUUAGAAAAUCUUCUUCUCUUCUCCCAUAUACAUUUGAAUUAAACUAAGUGCAUGGUUAUGAUGUCCACUGACUCCUCUACCUAAAUU
This is a messenger RNA of Magallana angulata, 2917 nucleotides long. Its product is annotated as solute carrier organic anion transporter family member 4A1-like. Bases 268 to 2247 code for a protein of 659 amino acids. The record is from RefSeq and is a predicted model, not a curated record. Gene Ontology annotation, cellular component: membrane. Lineage: Eukaryota; Metazoa; Mollusca; Bivalvia; Ostreida; Ostreidae. The transcript is spliced from 12 exons. Gene Ontology annotation, biological process: sodium-independent organic anion transport; transmembrane transport. Gene Ontology annotation, molecular function: protein binding.